Talaromyces amestolkiae is the source of this 1506-nucleotide messenger RNA. RefSeq lists its product as uncharacterized. The record is from RefSeq and is a predicted model, not a curated record. The transcript is spliced from 2 exons. Gene Ontology annotation, molecular function: carboxy-lyase activity. Gene Ontology annotation, biological process: cinnamic acid catabolic process; ferulate metabolic process. Gene Ontology annotation, cellular component: cytoplasm. Lineage: Eukaryota; Fungi; Ascomycota; Eurotiomycetes; Eurotiales; Trichocomaceae. Bases 1 to 1506 code for a protein of 501 amino acids.
AUGACCUCGGAACCACCUCAUCUCAGCUUCCGCUCGUUCGUCGAAGCAUUGAAGCAAGACAACGACCUUGUCGAGAUCAACACUCCAGUCGAUGCAAACCUCGAAGCUGCCGCCAUCACACGUUUGGUCUGUGAGACUAACGACAAGGCACCACUCUUCAACAAUCUAAUCGGCGCCGACAAGGGACUAUGGCGCAUCCUGGGAGCUCCUGGAUCCCUCCGUCAUUCCAAAAAAGACCGUUAUGGUCGACUAGCACGGCAUCUCGCUCUUCCGCCUACAGCAAGCAUGCGUGAGAUUCUAGAUAAGAUGCUCUCCGCUAGCGAGGCCACGCCUAUUCCGCCAAACAUCGUCACCGACGGCCCUUGCAAAGAGAACAAGUUGCUGAGAGGAGAGUUUGAUCUUACCAAAUUGCCAGUUCCGCUCAUCCACAAAGAUGAUGGAGGCAAAUACGUCCAAACAUACGGCAUGCAUGUGGUUCAAUCUCCCGACGGAAAAUGGACCAACUGGUCUAUCGCUCGUGCCAUGGUAGCUGAUAAGGAUCAUUUGACUGGUCUGGUCAUUGAGCCUCAGCAUAUCUGGCAGAUCCAUCAAAUGUGGAAAAAGGAAGGGAGAAAUGUGUCAUGGGCUCUAGCUUUCGGUGUUCCACCGGCCGCUAUCAUGGCUGCAAGUAUGCCAAUCCCUGACGGUGUUUCCGAAGCCGAGUAUAUCGGAGCAAUGACCGGAUCGGCCCUCAAUGUGGUCAAGUGCGACACAAACGAUUUAUAUGUUCCCGCAAAUUCUGAGAUUGUGUUUGAAGGAACGCUUUCAAUUAGUGAGACCUCACCAGAAGGUCCAUUUGGGGAAAUGCACGGUUACGUCUUUCCGGGCGACACACACCCGUGGCCAAAGUACACGGUCGAGAAGAUCACAUAUCGUAAUGGUGCCAUUCUUCCAAUGUCCGCCUGUGGCCGGUUGACCGAUGAGACGCACACCAUGAUCGGGUCUCUCGCUGCCGCAGAAAUCCGUAAAAUCUGCCAACUUGAAGGUCUGCCCGUCACAGACGCCUUUGCUCCAUUUGAAUCGCAGGUGACUUGGGUUGCUCUGCGUAUAGACACAGAGAAGCUACGUGCUAUGAAGACAAAUAGCAAAGAGUUUUCGAAACGUGUCGGAGACUUGGUCUUCAACCACAAGGCCGGCUACACUAUCCAUCGAAUCGUACUCGUCGGCGAUGAUAUCGAUGUCUAUGACAGUAAGGAUGUGAUGUGGGCAUUCUCUACUCGCUGCCGACCCAACCUAGAUGAGACCUUUUUCGAGGAUGUCCGUGGAUUCCCCCUUGUUCCAUAUAUGAGCCAUGGUAAUGGAUCUGCCACUAUGGGCGGCAAGGUCGUCUCAGAUGCUCUGAUGCCAAGCGAGUUUACCACAGGUCGUGACUGGGUUGCGGCUGAUUUUGAGAGCUCAUAUCCUGAGGACGUCAAGGCGAAGAUUCGUGCUAACUGGGAGUCAAUGGGGUUCACGGGAGAUGAGUAG